This is a messenger RNA of Pseudozyma hubeiensis SY62, 3309 nucleotides long. RefSeq lists its product as hypothetical. Gene Ontology annotation, molecular function: protein binding; ubiquitin protein ligase activity. The transcript has a single exon. Gene Ontology annotation, cellular component: mitotic spindle pole body; cytosol; cell division site. The coding region runs from base 1 to 3309 and encodes 1102 amino acids. Gene Ontology annotation, biological process: mitotic spindle assembly checkpoint signaling; ubiquitin-dependent protein catabolic process; protein ubiquitination. NCBI's taxonomy places the organism in Eukaryota, Fungi, Basidiomycota, Ustilaginomycetes, Ustilaginales, Ustilaginaceae. The record is from RefSeq and is a predicted model, not a curated record.
AUGUCGUCGCAGCCUGCUAACGAUCUCAGCCUUUCCACUUCUACGUCGCCAUUCAACGGACGGAACUCGGCUACUCCUAGCUCGCCCACUUCGCAACAGCGUCCACCCUUCUACGCACGAUUCAGCCGUCGUCCCAGGACAUCGAGCAACGCAAAUCAGAGCCCGUUUGCUGCUAGCACCUCCAACCUCCUUGCAUCGUCCAACGGCGGCUCUGGCUUUGCGAGCCUCAUCAGGAGCUCCUCUUCCUCCCAAGUGCAUCUCCCUUCACCGACAGACCACGCAACCACCGCCUCUCCCGAGCGCAACGCUUCUCGUCCCUCUCGCAUCUCUUUCCAGACACGACUCAGCUCCCCGAAUCUCGACAGCAUCCCCCAGGCUUCCACCAUGACCAGCACCAACGCCUCUGCAACAAACGCCAGCAGCGGCGCCGGCGGCGGCGGCGGCACCGGCAGCGCACUUGGUCGCAUGUUUCGCCGUUAUAGUCAGAGCGGCAACGCACGCUCAGAAUCACAACGAUCCACCACACGUGAUCGCGACUCUUUCAACAUGCCUCGCAACACAAGCUCGCCUGCUCUCGACAGGGAUACGGGCAGUCCUAUGCGUGUCUCGACAAACUCGGCAGUAGCUUCUCCUGCUCUCGCACGCUCCGGCUCGCAUGCCGCCAACCUUUCUACACCGAUUUCCGGCGAUACCACCGCGGCCAUCACUGGCUCUCGCACUUUGGCCUCUAUACCCUCGGCGUCGGCAGCAGCAUCUCCAGCAUCCGGAUCACCUGCUGUGGCAGCAAGUGCAACUGCAUCCACGCAGACGCAACCAUCAUCUCAGGACGCCAAUAGUGCACCUCGACUCACUCAGACCACGCCGGAAGCAGCCUCGACCGAUGCCGCAGCUCCAGGUGCCUCGGCCUCUCCGGCCAGCACUCGCCCUCUGAACGGCAUGCACCGUAUUCGACUCGUGCCGCAUCUUGAGGCCACCCGGUCGCUCCACUUUGAACCCAUCGAGCGUGACCUCAAGGAAGGCGCCGGUGCCGUCAAAGUGGGUCGCUUCACCGAUCGGCAGCCCUCGCAACGCGAUCCCAUUGCGUCCACCCUCGCUGGCGUCGUCAACGAAGCCACCUCGUCCGGUGAGUUUGGCACCUUGGCCGCCCCGGCACAGUCGACGCGCGGUCAACCCGGUGCACGAGGUGGAGCCAUCCCCAUCAGCGGCAGUCACGGCGGUGGUGGCCGCAUCGAUUCUUCCAGAAUCGCGUUCAAGAGCAAGGUCGUCAGUCGAGGCCAUGCAGAAAUCUGGUGCGAGCCUGGUGGGAAAUUCUUUAUCCGAGACACCAAGUCCUCUUCCGGCACUUUUCUCAAUCACAUUCGUCUGUCUGGACCGAAUCUCGAGUCCAAGCCGUUCGCGAUCAAGGAUGGUGACGUCGUUCAGCUCGGUGUUGACUACCAGGGCGGUACCGAGGAGAUCUACCGUUGCGUCAAGAUGCGCGUCGAGCUCAAUCGAGGUUGGCAGCGCGAGGCGAACCAGUUCAAUGUCAAUGCCUUCCGUCAGCUGCGUGCGUUGCAAGGUACACCGCUCUCACCACCCACCGAGGACAAGGGCAAAGUUGCGUCGACCGCCUUGCCCACCAACCGUCAGAGUGUGAGCGUCACCGACUGCUGCAUCUGCCUCUUUUCGGUCACUGUCUGUCAGGCGCUGUUCAUCGCUCCUUGCUCGCACGUGUUCCACUACAAGUGCAUCCGGCCCUUGCUCAACCUGCAUCAUCCCGGAUUCUCCUGUCCGCUGUGCCGCACGUUUGCCGACCUAGAUGCGGAUGUCGAGGAGGACGAGGCGUGGCAGGUGGCGCUCGAGCAGGAAGCAGCUGCCGCAGAGGCACGCCUGGCGCUGGGCAAGCAGCCGCUCGAGGUGGGGACGCCCGCCGUCGAGCUGGAUGCCCCCAUCGCUGCUGCUAUGGCUCCGACCCUGACCACCGCGCUUCUCAAUGGCGAUGUGGGCCGCGAAUCGACCGCGCCCAGGCUGCCAUUCACUGCAACUGCUUCACCGCUGCUGGCGGAUCUGCAGACAGGGCAUGCAGCUCCACCGAGGGGCACCGCCGCUUUGAGCAGGCGCAAGAACGAUUGGGCCCGUCCAGACACAGCUGUGGGCUCGAGUGCUGGGCCUUUGGCUGGGGACGAGACGUUUGCGGUAAUGGAAAGCCAUGCGGAAACGGCUGGCCUGUCGGCAGAGCUCGGCGAGAUGAUGGUGACAGAUCGACUAUUGAACGAGAAUCCGGCUGCAAAUGUCGGCACGGCAGCGUCGCUCCAUCGCGCCGCUCAUGGCGCGAGCGAGACUGGCUCCCCUUUGCGCAGAGGAUCGGGCCCCAUCGCCAUCGGCAACAGCGACCGUGCCAUGCAUGGCCAGAGAGCGACACCAUCAUCGUCGGCUCUGACCGGACCUGCUGCACAGGGCAGUUUGGACGAAGGUUGGCCUACCGUGGGCACAGUCGGCGGCUUUUCACCCGGUCUCGACGAGUCGGGAACGCCGCUCAACAGUACAUUUCUGAGCACGCUCGCCGAGGCGCCUCAGGUGGGAUCUGCGAACCACUCUCCUUCGUCUGGGCGGGAUUUUCCGCCAGGCCGAUCGGCACCGGCCAAAACACCAGUGCCGGCCAUCAUCACAGCGGGGACGAGCCGUCCUCGACUCGGUGAGGAUGGCGCGAACGACGCCCAAUUCGCUGACCCCGUGGGAGCGCGCACAAAGAGGUCAAGCGGCGAAGGGGGUGAAGACGUGGAUACAGCCGAGGAGGAGAUGGGAGGUCCAGCGACGUUCGGCGGCGCCACUCUUGGCAGUUCGGGCGGCGCAGGACCUGCCAAAGGCAAAGCGAAGGUGGAUGGUCAAACUUUGACGUUUGCAGGUGAUGUGCAUCACGAUCUGGUGAAAACCGGCGAUGGAUCCGUUCAAGUGCCGCACAAGGUCGGCGGACAAGCAACUCCAGCUUCCGGCGACUUCGGCGCCAAGUCGACUGGCGUCCGUGGAUACAGUCGCAGCAGGAGCCGAAGCCGAAGCGGUCGCGAUGCCAUGCAGAGCGAUUCGGACGAUCAGGAAGCAGCGCCCUUCCAGUCGUACGAGCUCCCGCCUGUGCCGCGGACAGGCCCCAACCUCAACGCGAGCGCGUACAUGCACAACAGCCCCGGUGGUCAGAGUCACUCUGGCAACGGAGGCAGCGCAAGGCAGACGGGCGGCAAUGGUGGCAAUGCCGAAAACGUGUCGUCGCCCGCUUCACCGGCUUCAGAGAGCAAGAUGGCUCGGCUCAAGAGACGGAUUUCCCAUGCCAUGUGA